Colletotrichum acutatum is the source of this 2265-nucleotide messenger RNA. Its product is annotated as P-loop containing nucleoside triphosphate hydrolase protein. Gene Ontology annotation, cellular component: mitochondrial inner membrane. Bases 358 to 2220 code for a protein of 620 amino acids. The transcript has a single exon. Gene Ontology annotation, molecular function: ATP hydrolysis activity; ATP-dependent peptidase activity; metalloendopeptidase activity. Lineage: Eukaryota; Fungi; Ascomycota; Sordariomycetes; Glomerellales; Glomerellaceae. The record is from RefSeq and is a predicted model, not a curated record. Gene Ontology annotation, biological process: mitochondrion organization; protein quality control for misfolded or incompletely synthesized proteins.
CUCGGAAGGCAGCACCGCAGUGUCGUGGUCAAUGAAUAACGUCAGCUAAGGUAUCCGUAGCGCAUUUCGCCUCAACGUAUCCAUAUCCCGCCGCCCCGUCGCCGCUCUCAACAAGACGACGAGUCAACCCUCGGCGCAAACCAUGUCAUCUUCAUCACACCUGCACAUACGACGUCGAUAGUAACUGAAGAAGCCUUUUCUUUUCUAGUUUCUUUUCCCCUUUUCGGUCUCGUAAGGGGAAUUCCCCUCGGCAGAACCCUUUGUUACCAUCACCAACCCGACAUCAAGCAAGUCAUCUGCUCUGACGAAUAAGCGCUCCAGCCUACACCGCGCCUCCCCGGCUACCCCCAAGGCAUCAUGGCCUUACGCCCAGCAGCGCUGGCGCUGAGCGCGACCAGCCCACUGCUCCGAAGGGCAGCGAUGCAACCCGCGACGAUGCAAUCCAUCUUCCGGCUCGCGACCUCCUCCGCUCGUCCGACCGCCACCGCCCUCACUCGGACCCCCGGUCUGGGCCUCGCACUCCAGCUCCAGCAACAGCAACAUCAGUACAGACUCUUUGGAACCAACAAUGCCAUCUCGCGCAACCUCCUCGCCACAAGGGAGUCAGCAGCGAACAGGAACCCCGGCAGCGCGACCGCGCAGAACGCAUUCUACCAGCUCCUCCUCAAGGCCAACAUGCCCGCCAUCGUCAUCGAGCGCUAUAACUCUGGACGGUUCGCGAGAAACGAUGCGGUAGAUCAGGCAUACGCGCAGGCGAUUGGCAUGCAGAGCACCGGCGCCGUCGGCGGGAUGGGUGGUCACGACCACCUGCCCUCCGCCUUUGGCAAUGUCGGCACGCUCGGCGGUCAGGAGCUGAACCAGCAGUCCCCCGGGAACCUUAGCCAGGCGCAGCUCCAAGCUGUUGGUCAGGCUCUGGCUGCGAGGUCGCGCGAUUCGAACAUGGCUACCGCAAAGGUCCAGGGCAAUGGCCUACCGACUAGCCCGCUGCACGUCGUGGUAGACGAGUCAUUUGGCGGUGUCAUCUUCCGCUGGGUCAAGUUUGUCUUGUGGUUCUGUCUCUUCACGUAUCUCAGCUUGGUUGUCGUCACGAUGCUGGUCGAGGGUCUCAACCUCUUCAAGCGACCCGGCGGCAAAGUGGACAGCGAAGCCAAGGCCGAGAACCAGACCACCCGAUUCGCAGACGUACACGGCGCCGAUGAGGCCAAGGAUGAGCUCCAGGAGCUGGUCGACUUCCUCCGCAACCCUGAUAAGUUCUCCACCCUCGGCGGCAAGCUUCCCAAGGGUAUUCUGAUGGUUGGACCCCCUGGUACUGGUAAAACUCUCUUGGCUCGUGCCGUUGCCGGUGAGGCUGGCGUCCCCUUCUUCUACAUGUCUGGCAGUGAGUUCGAUGAGGUCUACGUCGGUGUCGGUGCCAAGCGUGUCCGCGAUCUCUUUGCGUCCGCUAAGUCCAAGUCUCCCGCCAUCAUCUUCAUCGACGAGCUCGACGCCAUUGGUGGACGACGCAACACUAGGGAUGCCGCCUACCACAAGCAGACGCUCAACCAGCUCUUGACGGAAUUGGACGGUUUCGAGCAGAACAGCGGUGUCGUCAUCAUCGCUGCUACCAACUUUCCGGAACUUCUCGACAAGGCUCUUACCCGACCUGGACGUUUUGACCGCCACGUUACCGUUCCCCUGCCUGAUGUCCGUGGCCGUAUUGAGAUCCUCAAGUACCACGCCAAGAAGAUCAAGGCCGCCCCCGAGAUCAACUUCGAGGCCAUUGCUUCCAGCACUGGCGGCCUCUCUGGUGCCGAGCUCGAGAACAUUGUCAACCAGGCUGCCGUCCGUGCCAGCAGGCUCAAGAAUGCUGCGGUCUCCAUGACGGAUUUCGAGUGGGCCAAGGACAAGGUCAUCAUGGGUGCCGAGAAGAAGAGCAUGGUCAUCAGCCAGAAGGAGAAGGAAAUGACAGCUUAUCACGAGGCCGGUCACGCUCUGGUGUCUUUCUACCACGAGAGCGGUCCCAACAAGCUUUACAAGGUCACCAUUCUGCCUCGCGGCCAGAGUCUUGGACACACUGCACAUCUUCCUGAGAUGGACAAGUACUCGUACACGACAAGGGACCUCAAGAGUCUGAUUGAGACCUCUCUGGGCGGAAAGCUUGCUGAAGAACUGGUCUAUGGCACCGACAAGGUGACUACCGGUGUCUCAAGCGUAAGUUCACCCCGCGAGAUUAAUUCGUAGGAUUGUCACUAACAGUAAGCAGGAUCUCAAGAACGCCACCAACCU